This is a messenger RNA of Colletotrichum paranaense, 1359 nucleotides long. RefSeq lists its product as uncharacterized. The coding region runs from base 1 to 1359 and encodes 452 amino acids. NCBI's taxonomy places the organism in Eukaryota, Fungi, Ascomycota, Sordariomycetes, Glomerellales, Glomerellaceae. The transcript is spliced from 4 exons. The record is from RefSeq and is a predicted model, not a curated record.
AUGGAGGUCCCUCCAGGAAUGAGCGCGGACGACUCGCGGGUACCAAUCGUCGUCGGCGUCACGAGCUUUGUGCUUUCAGUUGCCUUCUUGGCUGUAUCAAUACGAGUGUACACCAGAAUAUUCGUGAUACGGCAAUUUGGUAUGGAUGAUUGGGCAUCCGUCUUUGCUUUUGUAGGUUUUGGAAAGUCCUCUCCAUCCCUUGAACCUGAUUCUGACCACAACUCUGUAGCUGUUGGUUCUUGGAUGCGGCUUGGCUGUCGCACUGAAAAUGGCCUCGGUCAUCAUGUUUACUUUCUUACUUCGGAACAAAUUCAAGACUACAUGAAGACAUUCUACGUCACCAUUGUAUUCUAUAAUGCAGCAUUGGCUGGUAUCAAGAUGACCUUCCUUUUUCAAUAUUACCGAGUCCUGGCCGUCCAAAAGAUGAAGAAGGUCUUCAUUGCGGCCAUGGUAAUAGUCGGCGCAUGGAGCAUUUCGCAGAUCCUUGUCGAGAUCUUCAUCUGUACCCCUAUCCCGGCAUUCUGGGACAAGACCGUUGAUGGCAAAUGCAUCCCGAACUACCCCCAAUGGUACAUCAACGCAGCAGGCAAUAUCAUCACCGACAUUAUUGUAUUUGUGCUGCCGCUGCCAGUUAUUCACAGACUGAAUCUGGCCCGAGGCCAGAAAUAUGUCUUGCUUGGUAUCUUCUGUUUGGGCUUUUUCACAUGUACCAUAUCCUUCAUCCGAAUCCGAUUCCUCAAGCUCGAAGAAGACUUCACUUGGCAAAAUGUCGAGACCGCCGGUUGGUCCAUCGGCGAGCUCUGCUGUGGACUCGUCUGCGCUUGCCUACCGACAUUCCGACCCUUGGUCUCUCGAUUCAUUCCCGCCCUGUCGAGUCGUAUUGCGAAAUCCUCGAAAUACCACAAGAACGGAGACUAUUCUGAAAACACCGAAAGUACCUCACGCCACCGCGAUCCCGAGCUCGGUGGUACACUUGGCAACCCGAAUCACUACUCUGCCCGCUACUCGAAACGACGAACUGGCUCGGCGGACAGCAAGGCUGAUCUCUAUGGCAUCGCCAGCUACGAUUUGAGCCACUCUGAUGCGAGCCGCGAGACAGGGCUGCCCAUCCAAGCCUCGAGAGAUAGCCCGGAUUUCACCAGUCAGACCGAUAAGAUGCCGUCUCCAUUACGGCAACAGGAGUCUAUCGAAUUGGGCGGAUAUAGACCAAACCACCACGCCGUCGUCGAAACAAGAAUCGAAGCGGGAAGGAGAGUCUCUGAUGACGAGAUCGAGCUGCAGCCAGGAGCGCCGAUCGAGGUUAAGUGCGAUAUUGUGCAGGUCUCCUCACAGAAAGUUGAGGCAAGGGGUUUCUCAUGA